AUACAGGAAAAGAAUGCGAACAGACCAUGUAGCUGAUAUGGAUGAAGAGGCUCAACUUGCGGCAGCUAUUAAAGCAUCCUUGGUGGAAACUCUGGCAGCUUCAAACCCACAAGAAGAGGAGGAUGAUAUCAGUUUAGGAGGGUGGGAGGAUGAGUCGGAUUCUAAUCUUCUACCUGGAUCCAACCCUGUCAAUGGCAGGUUAGAAGACACCGGAUCCAACCCUGUCAAUGGUAGGUUAGAAGGAACCGGAGAACCGGAGAAAGGAGAACCCUGCAAGGCUGUGAAUGGUGGAGGAGAUGAGUCCUGGAAGAAGUAUCUCGGAUCAACAGACGAUCCAUUAACAAGCAUUUUAAUACGAUUUCCUGAUGGUUCAAAAGAUCCUUGGAAUCCGCCUGCCACCAGCAAACUUAAGGCGCUGGUACUGUUUGUAGGUUCCAAAGGGUUUGAUCUGGAAGACCACGAGAUAGUCACAAACUUUCCUAGAAGAGUAAUCUCAGAGCUUGACCAGGAAAUGAGUCUUAAAGAUCAUCAGUUAUUUCCGAGGGAAACUGUGUUUGUUCAGCUGAAGGAUAAUUGAUCAAUUGAUCAAUUGAUCAAUUGAACUGAUCUUCAUUUCAACUCAUUAAUCAACAUGAUCAAACCUGGAAUCCUAAACAGCAGAACAAAUCUCAAGAUUUCAAACAUCAAUAUAUUAUCAUAGUUCUGUGAAAAACUGUUUGUGGGGAUUUUUCAAAACAUUUUUUCUUGAAGUAUGAUUAAAAAUCAGAGAAGAACGUGAAUAUAAGAUUUUAAAAAAAUCUUUACUGAGUUGUCUUGACCGCAGAAAACUUAACAACAUAUUAUUUUUCCUUGUUGACUUAAUUCCAUUUAAACAAUUAAGAUUUGUUUAUGUAUUUUUAAGCUUCACCUAUUGGGAUGGAUCAAAACCAGAAUUUAAAGAGUUCAACAUUUUUAUUUUUGUACGAUAUUUUACUUCCAUUACCAGUACAAUGUACUCAGAGUAACAUUAUCUAAAUUGUUAAUUUAAAGAACAUUUUGAAAUCAUGUCACUAUUACAGA
Eurytemora carolleeae is the source of this 1059-nucleotide messenger RNA. Its product is annotated as UBX domain-containing protein 7. NCBI's taxonomy places the organism in Eukaryota, Metazoa, Arthropoda, Copepoda, Calanoida, Temoridae. Gene Ontology annotation, biological process: proteasome-mediated ubiquitin-dependent protein catabolic process. Gene Ontology annotation, cellular component: nucleus. The coding region runs from base 14 to 577 and encodes 187 amino acids. The record is from RefSeq and is a predicted model, not a curated record. Gene Ontology annotation, molecular function: ubiquitin binding. The transcript has 5 exons.